Drosophila albomicans is the source of this 2370-nucleotide messenger RNA. It is a transcript of the gene spz5, whose product is annotated as protein spaetzle 5. NCBI's taxonomy places the organism in Eukaryota, Metazoa, Arthropoda, Insecta, Diptera, Drosophilidae. The coding region runs from base 638 to 1861 and encodes 407 amino acids. Gene Ontology annotation, cellular component: extracellular region. The transcript has 7 exons. Gene Ontology annotation, molecular function: Toll binding; growth factor activity. Gene Ontology annotation, biological process: regulation of Toll signaling pathway; central nervous system formation; innate immune response. The record is from RefSeq and is a predicted model, not a curated record.
AAACACAAAUACACAUAUCGAAAACGAAUACGAAACCUCUGUCGAAAUUAAAAUUGAAAUCUUCGACUUGGACGCGUUUGCCUUUCUAUGUUUCGAACGUGUUAAGUUUUUUAAUUAGUCGCAUUUUCAAGUGAAUCGCUUUUUGCCGCUAAAACGAAACUACCACAAUAAAAUCACAAAUUGAAAUAUCAAAACAAAACAAAGAAAGAGAAAACAACAACACAAAAUAUAUAUAUGUAUAAAAUAUAAAUAUAAAUUGUUUAAAUUACGAGCAUUAAUUCUAAAUCGCUCGCAGUGCAGUGCGAAUUUGAAAUUUGAAAUUGUGUCAAAAAUCAGCUCAAGAUCAAUUGAGAUUCGAUUCGAAUUGAGUUUGCAUCGCAAUUACUGAAAGCAUUUUUAUUUAUAAAUUAGUAAGCAAUAGCUCAUCAGCCAAAACUGACAUCACGCCGCUGCUGCCAAACAAACCAAAAAUAAGACAGUCGAAAAAGCACAAAAAAAAAGGAGAGAGAAGCAAAAAUCAAACUAUCUAAAGUCAAGUCAAGUUGGGUAUCUGAAUCUGAAUCUGAACAGCAAAACGCAAACGCGCAAAUGCAAAUGCAAAUCCCAAUCCGAAAACCCAACGACGAAUGAAUUGACAAUGACAAAGAGUAUUACACGUCUCCGUCUCCGUCUCGACACUUCUAGUAGUUAUAGUGGAAUUCUCUUUACCUAUGUGAUAUUAGCUUGUACUACAGUUGCCUUCAGCUCACCGCCAUCAUGCGGCUUAUAUGGGGCGCCGCCUUGCCAGUUUCUGCCAGCGCCUCCAGGACAAACGCCCAACUGUGCCAGGCCCGGCAAAACCUAUUGCGAGCAUGUCGAUAACUAUCCCACAUAUCUCAUCAAGAGUCUAGUACGCAAAUGGGGCUAUGAGGCGGCCUCUUUGCUGGUGGACGAGACCUGGGAGGAGUUCACAUCGGUCACGUCCGUCUUCUAUGAUCCCAAGUACAUAUUUCCGCAGCGUGACUAUGGCAAUGGACAAGACUUCAAUGGCUACAGCUAUCAAACGCCCUUCGGGGGCGUGCCACAUCGUGGCAGCGGCAACUCUCUCUUUGCCCCGCACGCUGCCACCACCGAGUCACCCACCUAUCUGCUCUACACAUCCGCCGGUCAGCGUCAGGGCAAUCAACAGUCAGGUGGUGGAGGAGGAGGAGGAGCGGGAGCUUCGGCAGCAGCUGGAGGGGCAUCGAGUGGAUUGUAUUACAACAAUGGCAAGACGCCUUAUAAUGCCACACUCUGGCUGAAGCGUCUUGUGCGCGAUCUGAGUCUCAAGCAGAAGGCCAUUCAGGCCACAGCCGAGCAGCUGGAGCGGGAAAUUGCCGAACAGGAGUUGGCCAAGCAGCUUUUGGCUGAGCAUGAGGAGGAGACGAAGCGAGAGCUGGAGAAGGAGAAGGAAAAGGAGAAGGAGGAGCGCAACACGCGUGAUGUGUCGCUCAACAUGGAUCUCUUAGACAUUGUGGGUGUCAGCGACAGCAACAACAACAAUAACAAGAAAAUUCAGCGCACCAAGCGACAGAGUCCAACGCGCUCAACGCUCUGCGAAACCACAUCGCAGUUUAUAACGCCACAAGCUGCGCUCAAUUCACGCGGCAAUUGGAUGUUUGUGGUCAACGAGGAGAACACCGCCCGUCAAAUGGUCAAGGCGGAGCUCUGUGCCUCAAACACAUGCUCGAACCUGUGCGACUUGCCCAAUGGAUACAACUCCAGGUGCGAGCAGAAGUUCGUACAAAAACGUUUAAUUGCGCUGCAGGGCAACGGCCAAAAUCUCUACACGGACACGUUCUGGUUUCCCAGUUGUUGCGUCUGCACGAUAGCCGCAAAUUAAGCAGCAGCAACAGCAACAGCAACAAUAAGAGUAACAGCAACAGCAGCAACAACAUCGAGAGCAGCAGCUGAAUCGCAGUGGGAGCAACAGGACCGGAACUGGGCCCAAUGUUCAUUCAGCGAGUGAGAGAGAGAGGACAGCGAAAAUACAGGGGGGAAAGACAGCAGCAACAACAGCAGCAACAGCAACAACAUCAGCAACCAACGACAGCAACUGCAAACUCUAUUUGGGUUGUCGUCGUCGUUGUCAUCAUCAUAAUUAUUGAGCGUUGAAAUUCGAUAUGAAAAUGAUUUUUGCAGCACAUAAUUGAUAACUAAAUUUAACAGCAACAACAACACAUAAGAAUAUUCUCACACACACACACCACUUCAUACACACACACACACGCAUGUACUGUAGUUUUACAUUUAAUUUAAAAUCAAAAACACAAAGCAGAGAUAGAGAGAAUAAAGAUAAAUCAACAACAUCAACAAAGGCAGCAGCAGCAUAAUGAAAAUACUAUUCAAUAA